GCUCGUUCAGCAGAAUCAGCGAACACCCCAGUCUGAAUCCACGACAGUUCCCUCCCCCGCGUAACUAUGCACUAUUGCUAUUCCUUCUGUUUCAGUUGAGCUCAGGCGCAUGGCGGCUCUCACAAUUGGUAUCGCUAUGAAUCUCGGAGACACGAAGUCACUGCAUCCGUUCUUCAGCAAAACCCAAGAUACGGACUAUCGAGCAACAAACACCCCCAAGCCUCAUCAGGAUCCUACUCUACAGGGCCAAGAGCGCUUCUCAGCGUCGGAUGCCGGAUCUGAAGAAGUCAGGAAUGAGCCUUCAAAGACGCGCGAGCCUCGUCAAAGAAAGUCACUCGGGCAACAGGCAGUAUCCGCAGAAAGCAAAGCACUGCUAGAGAACUUCACAAAGAACCCGGAGCUCAACAGGUCUGAAGAAGCCUGUAGAUCAGCUAGCGCGGCGUGCGCUAUCAGCAUAGACCCAAGGAUCGAUGGAUAUUCAUCUGGAAGGAGACAAAAACGACGAAAGAUCAGUCUGGAACCUGGCGAUGGGGCGCAGGUAACCACGCCUGUCACGACAGGUUCCCCAUCGCCUAGGCUUGAGAAGCAGGAAGACCUCGGAAAUCUCCCAUCCAACGAGCCGAACCCAAAUCUUGAUUGGCGUCAGCAAUUACAAAAUGCAGCGGGCGAACCUCCUGCACGGAUUCUGGUGGAAGCUUCAAGCCCGACCACUUUCGUAGUCGACAUUCCACAGAGCAAGCAUAUUAUCCCAGCGACGCCCCCCGCCGAGAUGGAUUCUGCCUCUCUUUCCCCAGAGACACGUACAAGAAGAUCACCUAAAACUUCGAAUACAGAACAGUUGAAUGAUGAGUCGUCUAUACUAAAGCCGAUGCCAGCUGUAUUGAUCACCACCCCUAAAAAAAUGCUGCGAUUGAAUUCAAGUGGCAAGUUCAGCUCUCCCAUCUCAAAUUCGGCCGCUAAAGAAGGACGGAAUAAGGCCCCAAGGACUAGGUCGAAAGGCAAAGGCGUGAAGGCUAUUAGUUCUUGCAUUGCUAUCAUCCGCUACGGUACCAUAACUCACCCAAGCUCAAGUAAUUCGAGUUCGGUCGUUCUCCAGAUGGAUCGCGAACGUACAACAAAGAUUGGACAUGAGAUUGAUAGCAUCAUGAGCGGAACAUCAAGAGUUAUGGCUGCUACAGUCCAGACUCAUGAACUAAACAUCGUAGCUGCACCCGUCAGACCAAAAAACCAACCCAAAACAACGCAUCCAUUUUUCAUGGGCAAGCGCAAUGUAAAAGAUGAGAAUAAAUCUACAGUAGAAGCUCCUAAGACGCAAUACUCAAAGAGAAGUACUGUCACUCCUGGGAAGCUUCGAAGUGAUGCGAGAGUGGACGGCACGGACGCAGAAUCUAGUGGAUCUGGCAUCGCUCGCACAAGCACUGUGAAGCGCCCAGGCUCGUUAGAAGCACCAUGGCCAAGCAGAGGUAAUGCUCACACAAGAGGCUCCUUCGAACCGGAUUUGCCAGAUAGCCCGGGAUCUGGUCGUUCUGCUCUAAUCCGUAGACGAUUGAAAGCAAAUGCAACACAUAUCGUUGAAGAUGAGGACAUACUCCGUACUUUCGGACAAGCAUUGAGAAAGAUUCCAAUAUCAGAAGUUUGCGCUGAUAACGGAUUUCCACCACCGUCCAAGUCGAUACGCCUGCCACGAAGACAUGUCACCAAUGGAAGCGUAAUUCUUGACAAGGUCAAGCGCCAGCUUAGCGAUGUCCUAAGGGCCUCAGAUUCUCAACCAAACGCCUCAUCUACAGCGGUACUAGAGCCACACCCGGCAAUUUUUGGACUCCUGGACCAAUUUGAGGACACCUUAACCUCAUUUGACAGGGGCACGUGUGACACUCAAGCUUGGACGCACAAAUAUGCUCCAAAGAAAGCGUCCGACGUGCUUCAAAGCACACAGUCCAUGGCUAUUCUUCGGACUUGGUUGACAAGCCUCAAGGUCCAAUCAGUCGGUGGCGUAGCAAAAGACUUGUCGGAGAAGGCUCUUGGCAAGGGUAAACGUCAGAAGCCUGCGAAGAAGAGAAAGAAGACCAAUGAGCUGGAUGACUUCAUAGUCGAUUCGGAUAGCGCCAGUGAUCUGGAUGAGCUUACAGAUCCUGAAAAUGUAUCCGACGGGCCGUUCAAAAGACGCAAUGGCCCUAAGUCUCUGAUACGAAUAGGAGACUCAAACUCAAAAGGAUCGGUUCGGAAAUUAAAGAAUUUGAUCCUAAUUAGCGGUUCUCAUGGAUGUGGAAAGACUGCCGCAGUAUAUGCUAUCGCAAAAGAGUUGAAUUUUGAUGUCUUCGAGAUCAAUGCCGGCAGCAAAAGAAGUGGUAAAGAUAUCACUGAACGAGUCGGCGAUAUGACUGAAAAUCAUCUCGUCAGCAAUAGACAAGAUGAUCCACUGACGGUAAAUCUUGUCGAUUCGGACACCGAAAGAGCUGCAGAGGCUUUUCAGAAGGAUAUAGCAAGCGGUCGACAAGGGAUGAUGACGUCCUUUUUCCAAAAACAAGCCGGAGGGAAGAAGGCCCAGCCAGAAGCCAAAGUCGUGAAAGAAUCUCAAUCGAAAUCAGCACGUGUGGCGAGUCAGCUGGAGACGACAAUUCGUCAACGCAAGUCACAACAGCAGUCUUUGAUCCUAUUGGAGGAAGUCGACGUACUUUUUGAAGAGGACAAAGGGUUUUGGAGUACUGUUAUCGAUUUGGCAAUGCAGUCGAAGCGCCCAAUGAUUCUGACGUGCAACGACGAAAGUCUUCUUCCGAUGGCUGAACUUACCUUUGAGGCCGUCCUGCGAUUUACGCCUCCAUCCGAAAAGAUAGUCUCAGCAUAUCUUCUCCUGAUGGCUGCUCGUGAAGGCCAUAUUCUUGAUAGAAGAGAUGUGGUUUCGCUCUAUAGGGCUAAGAGCGAAGACCUUCGGGCUAGCAUUACAGAGUUGGAUUUCUGGUGCCAGAUGGCAGUUGGAGAUCGAAAAGGAGGGCUGGAGUGGAUUUAUCAACGGUGGCCGCCUGGUAAAGACGUUGACAGCGAGGGCAAGAUUUUACGCGUAGCAAGCGAAGGCACGUAUCUUAGCGGUAUGGGUUGGAUUGGACGCGACACUGUCCACGAAUCUGCGAUCACCGGUAUGGUCAUUGAGGAGGAGUUGACGAGACAGUUAUGGGACAAUUGGUUGGUCGACCCCGUCGACACCGCCCGCAUGUGUAGCACAUUCGCAUCGCCUCAGCAAGCUCCCACUUCCCAUUCGCGUGAGCAACUUGAGACUUUGGAUUUCCUAGCGGAAGGUCGUAGUGCAGCUGAUGUCUUCUGUCGUGUCGACCUUCCGGCCACACGUUCCGCUUUGGCGGAUACUACGCAACCCGCAAUUUCUGAGAAGGCCCGACUUAAUUACAUCUCUGGCCUGCCGCUUCUCCAGGCAGACCAUGUCAAUGACUACAGGAAUAUCGACACACAACUAGCCAUAGCUAUGGCUUUGAAAUUACAACACCUCUGCGAUGAUACGGGACCUAUGAAGGCUAGAGCCUCGUCCAUUGAGACCAAGUCUAUCGAUAUUAUACUCGCCAACAAACAAGCAGAGGCAAAUUUGCCCGACUUCUCGCCUGAGAACGUUUUGGUCACACUAAAUCCGAUCACCAUCCCACGUCAUGACCAGCUUUAUGUUGGUACACCAGCAAACUCAUGUAUUGUCGACCGGCCUCUCUCCCUCGUUGUAGUGGAUGUUGCUCCAUACGUUCGGAGUAUUGCCGCUGCCGACCUUAAGCUGGAAGCGGCUCGUCUGCGUCUUUCCAACUUGUUAUCCGAGGGCGGACGAGCUACUAAACGCGCACGUACUACCAGGGCCAGUCGCAGCGCACUAGAAGGAGGUGCAAGAGAGACUACGCGAAGAGAACGAUGGUUUCACAAAGACUUGAAUCUCACGGCCGUGUUGAAGACUGCAGGCGAGAGCUGGGCUGGGAUGAGCACCGAAGUCAAAGACGACGGGAGUGAUAUGAUGACCACGCUUAGUGGUAGCCAAAUUAAAAGUCAAUCAGCAAGUAGCCAAGAGGCUUAGAUUACUCACAUAUCAUGAUGCAUCACUAAAGGGGGGGCAGUGAGGCUGCGGACAUUUGAGAGUUUUGGCGUUCGAAAACAUCACAUCUAUAGAGCAUUUUCAGGGAAGGUCAUGCGACGAUGAGACGUAUUAUGUAGAAUAGAUGUAAAUCAUGCAGAC
Pseudovirgaria hyperparasitica is the source of this 4219-nucleotide messenger RNA. RefSeq lists its product as uncharacterized. Bases 110 to 4060 code for a protein of 1316 amino acids. Gene Ontology annotation, molecular function: DNA binding; ATP hydrolysis activity; ATP binding. The transcript is spliced from 3 exons. Gene Ontology annotation, cellular component: nucleus. NCBI's taxonomy places the organism in Eukaryota, Fungi, Ascomycota, Dothideomycetes, Acrospermales, Acrospermaceae. The record is from RefSeq and is a predicted model, not a curated record.